This is a messenger RNA of Haliotis rufescens (red abalone), 3428 nucleotides long. Its product is annotated as protocadherin gamma-A2-like. Gene Ontology annotation, cellular component: plasma membrane. Gene Ontology annotation, biological process: homophilic cell-cell adhesion. The record is from RefSeq and is a predicted model, not a curated record. Gene Ontology annotation, molecular function: calcium ion binding. Bases 297 to 2912 code for a protein of 871 amino acids. Lineage: Eukaryota; Metazoa; Mollusca; Gastropoda; Lepetellida; Haliotidae. The transcript is spliced from 14 exons.
CAACGCAUCGCCAUGACCACCUGCUGGAUCUUCAAACAAAUAUGAUACCAGAAACAGUGUGCUUUCGCCAUCGGACGGGAACGUGAAAGAUGCGUACUUGUAAUUCAUCCUGAAGCAGUUUAUCAGUAGCUAACCGUGAAGUUAAUGCUACAGACCCGAUACUUGUUGUGCUGAUAUACAUAUAUACAUUGGUGUUUGUGGCGUACAUCUAUAACAAACCCCGGCUAUUUCACUCAAAGCCUCAGUCGGAGAAAAUAUAGGGAUUCUAAUCAUCAAUAUCCUGGUUGCCGUGAAAUAUGUUCUGGUUCCCAUGGCUGCUCAGCUUUGCCUUUAGGGAAGUAGCAUCCAUCCGUAGCUCCAUUGAGGUAACGACAUCGAAAUCGGGGUCUUUUUCGCUUGCAAAUGAGAAGGGUGUCACGGUGUCGGACAGAAAUUCGAUUCUAUUUACUGUCAAAGCGUGCUCUGAUGCCGUCAUUGUCCUCUCUGACAUCGCCAGCAUCAGUGACGAUCAGGGAAACUACUUCCUCCUCAUGAUAGGCAAAUCUGGAAAUUCGUCACAGGUAAUGGACAGCUGUUUCACGUGUCCUAGGACGAGAGUUGUUCCUGGGAAGUUCGUGGACUGCAAUGUUGCCAAACCCUUCUGGCUUCACUGGGAUGGAAUAGGUCUGUUCGAAUUUGGCAAGGGUAGGGUCAUUGGCAGACAGACGUCCCUGACCAUGAACGGUCGUAAAGGAACCUACAUGACCAACUUCUUGCAGAUUACGUCAACCGGAAGCACGCCUGCCGUAUUUUCAUUUGAAAAAGAUCGUCCUCUGACGUUCACCUCGCCGAAGCAAGACGGGAGCAGCAUUGUGUCUGUCAAUGAAACGACUCCCGUCAACUCGACAUUGCUGGUGAUCAGUGAGUCACCAUCAUCAACGAAUAUAACGAUGUCAGUAGCAGGCGAAGGUCACGAGUUCUUCUACGUUGAAGGCAGAGAACUUCGUGUGAAGGAACAACUGGACUAUGAAACCACCACCUAUUAUGCACUUGUCGUAACAUCGGACGUGGGGAAAUCCGUGGCAGUUCUCAUCUCCGUGCUUGAUGUGAAUGACGAGACACCAUCCCUGUCGAUCAGCCGCCAUGUUGACAUCCCAGAAGAGGUGUCGGUGGGCACGGUGUUUGGCGGGAUAUACAACGUCAGCGACCUCGACGAAGGAGAUAAUCUCACACUCACGUUGUCCGGAAAUGCAUCGACCCUAUUUGAAGCGACUGGUGAUGGCCAUCUCAAGGUCAUAAAACGUCUCGACCGAGAUGGACCAGAAGGCACGACUUAUAUUAAAAAUGUGACCUUGACAGUAACUGACGUAAUCGGACACACCGUCAGUGCCAUGUUUGACCUCAACGUCCUUGAUAUAAACGACAACUCUCCUGCCUGCAAACUGGACUAUCAUAACCGGAGCAUUGAAGAAAACAACCAAGACGAUAUCAUCCUGAUGAAUCUGACAACGAUCUGCGAUGAUAUGGAUGCUGGAGAAAACGGGAACUUGACAUACACAGUUCUUGGUGAGGAGUGGGUUAUGUCAUCGUUCGCUGUCCGGGAGGGGGCGCUAGUCGCACGUGCUCACGGCCUGGACAGGGAGAACACGAGUCAGUGUGACGUCACAACUUUCUUUGUCCUAGUUAAAGACAAUGCCAAGAGAGUUAGAAGGAAAACAUACAUCCAUGUCAACCUCAAGGUAAUCCCUGUAAAUGAGUUCCCUCCUCGCUGGAACUCUGCACGUACAGGUGGACCUGAUAAGCUGGAUACCAUCCAUGUGUACUCUGCCGCACCCACAGGGAGCGUCAUUGCUAAUCUGGCAGCUACAGAUGAAGACGUUGGAGAUGGUCCUCUUGUGUAUAGCAUCGCAGCAAUAAAAACUGCUGAAGGGAAGGAUGGUUUUAAUUUAUUAUCAGUGGAUAACCUCACUGGCGCUGUGAGCGUGAAGAACUCCCUAACGGGGGCGAAGUCCCUUCUUGUCAAUGUGGUGGUCUCAGAUGGGAAGCACAAAGUCAAGGCCACGGUGUCGGUCUCUGUGUCAUCUCUCUCUGCCAACAGCAAACCAGUUUCCAAUACUGCCUUAUCUCCCCUUGGUCCUGAUUUUGACAAACGUCUUUACACCAUCGAUGCUCCAUCUUUGACAGACAAAGGGCGGUCUGUCCUUACAUUCACAAUGAGGAAUAUGGCAACUUGGCACACUGUUAGAGUAGACAGUGCAUCGGUGCCAUUCUUUAGCAUCAGAAACAUGAGAGAUUGGCAACUCGUGUUUUCAGGAACGUACAAUGGCCAAACUCCAAUACCAAACAUAGUUAAGUUAUUUGUUCACAACACAAAAACAAAUCUGGAUCUAUCAACAUCGUACGUUGUUUUAAAACAGAAGAAAUGUGGAACUACCUCAAAGUCUGAUACGUCACAUUCAAAUGAUGGGAAAGCAUCAAAGUCAAACAUGAACCAUCUCAUAAAACCAAGGGUGUCAACAAAGAUGGCAGAACAUCUCUCCGGAGACACCUCCAGUCAGAUGAGGGAUCUGAAUCCAGGGAUAAAGCCAAAGGCCCAAUUAUGCAUGCCAGCCUACUCGAUGACUACCAAACUUCUUAUGGCAGCAUGUGGCGGCCAGGGGGCAAUUCUUGGCGGAGUUCUCAUGAUCUAUGUCUGUAAAAGACUCGGAGGAGAAAAGAAAUCUACCGUGGUGCCGGUUAGGAAGGAUCCCAUUGGCUGUGAUGAAGUGUGUGGGACAAAGGAAAUACCAAGAAAGACUCCUCAACUACUGGAGAAGUCGGGGAGGGGGAGUCACACGAAACAGUUGAAAGAUGUUGCACCAUUUGAGGAAGAUCCCACAGAUAUGAUUAUAGAUCUGGAGGAUAAGGAAAAUGAUGACCAGAGAGGAGUAUAAAAUAGUGUUGCGCGGUGCGAGGUGUGGCCAUGCAAGACGAUGGUGCUUUUUGUGCGGGUGAUGGAGGAUGCUCAACGGUAUAUCUGCUCCAGAGUUGUUCCUCUGAUUCAUGACUGAAUUCAUUGACACAUGAGUAAUAUCCUUAUAUGACCAUGCAUGGCUGCAAUGGUCUCAGCGUCAAGUUGGCUUGCUGGCGACAUCCAAACUGUAAUUCUGGUUCUCUCAAAAUGUCCUGUUGAUGGUCACUGAACAGGCAAGUUUCUUUGUUUGUGGAGCACUCAUCAAAUUCACAGUCCAUGGUAAAGGAUGUUCUAUGACUGUGCUUCGCACUGUGUUAUACAGUGCUGUUCAAGUUUCUAGUUCGACGUUCUGUUCAGUAUAACGGAUAAUUUGUUCAUGUCUGUAUACUUCUGCUGCCUUGAAAUCAACAGGAAGGAGUUCUUAUCAAUACAUCAUGUAUUUUAAUGAACAAUAAACUUACCUUUGAUUUUGAUAUGAUCAUAUCAUUAUCUGGGA